UCGCUUCCCUCUUGCCGCCGUGGACUAGCCUUCUUAUCUUCAGCUGUCCCCGUUAGUCUACAAUGAUUCUCUUGGACGAGAUUGAUGUCAAAGAGAAGGUAAAGCGGGAGUCGCUACCACCCUACUCGCCCCGGCGAAGUCUUAGGAUUCCCAUUAUUGCGACGCCUCCAUCAACCGACAGCGAUCGCUCGUUCCCAAACACGCCUCAAGUCCAGUCGUUUCUUCAUCCUCGUUCUGCCUCUUGGUCAUCAACAACUUUUGGGCGGUCGCAAUCAUCUUUGACGCUCAAUAGCAACGCCUCUUCGCAGACGCUUCUUGCUCCGUUUCCUUCGCCACCGACGUCUGGUUCAAUUCCUGGGCCAUCCACAUCUCAGAUUUCAAUCCCAUACGCCGCCACUUUCCCUGUCCUUCCUGCAUAUCGUGCCUCUGCCCCUUCGCGAAUCAAAGCCUCAAAUAACGUCUAUAUUGAACGCGAGUGUGCCGCGAUCACAGGCACCUUCCUCAUUGAUCCUACCUUACAAGUGCCAGACUGUCUUCUCCCAGAUGAUCCAGGCGCUCUUCUCUUUUGUAAUGGAAAGAACAAGAAAAUCUCAAAUGGAAAGAAGAAACAAAAGAGAAAAAAUCUGUGUCUUGUGACAAGGACUGGGGAUAUUUCUGUUGACAUUUGGAUACGAGAGGGAUCAUCAAGGCGCGGAACUGGCAUGAGUAGGAAUGGCGGUGUUGAUUCUGUUCAUAGCCAUAGUGGCAGUAGUUCUCAUUCAAGUCGCAAUUCCCUGGAUUCUCAGGAGACCUCGGACUAUUGGAAGGAUUGGACAUCACCACCAUCUUCACAUCCAUGGCCAGAGAAACUUAAGUCUCGUGUAGAGAUUGACAUUCGUAGCGAGUCGGGUUCCAUCACUGUUCGAAUACACGCUCAAUCUCAUCAGCGGCUCCGAAUAAAUGCCACCUCAGUACGAGGGCCCAUCUCAAUCGGUAUCCCACGAACCUUCGUAGGUCAGGUGGAGUCAAAUAAGAAUCUUGAGCGUUCCGGCUCCUCUGACUCGAUGUCUUCCCUCUCCCUGUUGUCACCUAUAUCUUCGACGUUUCUCCCUGGUACUCCGACAUCGUGGAGCAACGAGAUUGAUAUAUUUAGUCUCCCUGGAAGUAGCUCGAGUGGAAGUUUGCUUGGAGGAGGUACCUCGGCAACACCGAUAACGCCUCGUCAGCCUGUGCAGUUCUCUUUGGAUAUGGAACAAUUUGUCACCCCACUUGCCGAGCACAAGAAAAGUGCACGGGGCCGAUAUCUUGUAGGGGACAGCAAAUAUUUUAAGGAACGACCAGAACGGUCCUUUGAUGAACUGCACCUUGAAAGCCGUACAGGUACGAUAGGCGUCUUCUACGACGACGAAGCACCGCAACAAAAAUCCGAUAGGCUCAUAGUAAAGUUAUUAAAUAAGGCGUGGUAGCCCUGCCAUGGGACCUUGACCUUUACGUUAAUUCUUAUCGAUUGCUAAAGCCUUCGUACUUCCGUCUAUAUUAAUUUUGCCGUUGCAUGAACACUGCAUUUGCCAUGCGUGUAUUAGUUCCGCAGCUCUGGACCUGUUCACUCGAUGUAUAAUUGACGAUUAUAUGCUUUGCACCGUCGUUUAUUCUUGUUUUAUUCUCCGCAGAGCCGACUUCCUUUCAUGGCUGUAUCUAUGUCACCGUGGGGUCUACAACCCACCUCUGAUUUAAUGUGUUGUUGUACAUCUAUUUGUAAUUUCUGCAUCUUUAGGAAUUUUGUAGCGUUCUUUAUUCGCAUGUUAACUCCAAGCAGACUCUUACUAUUCUACAUGAAGUUAC
Fomitiporia mediterranea MF3/22 is the source of this 1821-nucleotide messenger RNA. RefSeq lists its product as uncharacterized. NCBI's taxonomy places the organism in Eukaryota, Fungi, Basidiomycota, Agaricomycetes, Hymenochaetales, Hymenochaetaceae. The coding region runs from base 63 to 1445 and encodes 460 amino acids. The record is from RefSeq and is a predicted model, not a curated record. The transcript is spliced from 4 exons.